Molecule: messenger RNA, 2374 nt
Organism: Styela clava
Lineage: Eukaryota; Metazoa; Chordata; Ascidiacea; Stolidobranchia; Styelidae
Source: RefSeq, a predicted model, not a curated record
GUGAUUCAUUGGCCAUUCCCUCGAUUUUUAACUUUCUUAAAAUAUCUGCGGCCCGUCAAUGACAUGCAACCUUUAAUUUUGGCCCGCAAACGACAAAAGUUCGCCGACCUCUGAUUUACACCAUUCCGGUAUUUUGUUGGAAUAGACAAAGGGGGGCUAUGAUAAAGAGAAGACGUAAAGUUUAUAUGUUGAUAUAUAAUGUACGUUUAUUUUUUUUAGUCACAUAAAAUUUGUUUUCCACUUUCUUAUCAAGUAUACUUAACUUGGUGUUUGGAUCUACAAUUUCUUACUCCUCCGAAGUAUUCUUUGCAUUCACUCACAGUUGCUUAAACUUACUUCAAGAUGAAAUUCAAAAACUCAAAAAAUCAUUAUCUGAUUACACUGCUGUUGUCGAUUAAAAUAUUGCUUUCUGUUCGAUUGGCGUUAGGAAAAGUUGAGGUGAAAAAUCGACCUCACAUAGUGUUUGUAUUAGCAGAUGAUUUAGGGUACAACGACGUUGGUUAUCACAGAGGUUCGGACAUAAAAACUCCCUGCAUAGAUAAAUUAGCAACCACAGGUACAAGGCUCAAGAAUUAUUACGUGCAACCAAUAUGCACACCCAGUCGGACUCAACUAAUGAGUGGACGUUAUCAAAUACACACCGGAAUGCAGCAUAGUAUCAUAUCACCUAGUAAGCCUUAUGGACUACCUUUGGAUAACAUUUUACUGCCAGAACAACUUAAAUCUUGUGGAUACAAGACACAUAUGAUUGGAAAAUGGCAUCUCGGCUUCUACAGAAACAAGUACUUGCCAUGGAAACGGGGUUUCGACAGUUUCUUUGGAAUCUUAACUGGCGGAGCAACUUAUUAUUCCCACGUCAAGAAAGACAGGGCUUUCGAAGGAUUCGCCAUGUACGAUUCUCGGUUUGGGCCUAUAAUGGAUUAUUUUGGAAUGUACUCAACGGACAUUUACUCUGACAAAGCCAGUAAUAUAAUUACAAGACAUAAUAAAAGCAAACCACUAUUUUUAUAUUUGGCCCAUCAAGCGCCCCAUAGUCCAUUGGAAAACCCACCCGGAUCCUCUAAUCAGUAUGGCCACAUAAGCAAUAAAAAAAGACGAAUAUACGCUCGAAUGGUCUCUUAUAUGGAUAAAUCCAUAUGUACGCUGGAACGGAAUUUGAAAAAGGCAUCUUUGUGGGACAACACAAUAUUUAUAUUCUCUACUGACAACGGAGGCACACCAUUAUUUGGCGGAAACAAUUGGCCACUGAGAGGAAUGAAAAAUACGCUUUGGGAAGGCGGAAUCAAAGCAGUAGGAUUUGUUAAUGGGGGACACAUUAAAAAACUGAAGCCCGUAGUAAAUAGACUCUUUCAUAUAAGCGAUUGGAUGCCCACGUUACUAGAUGCUUCGAAAUGUCCGCUCUUGAGGAAUACCCCGCCUUUAGACGGGAUUAAUCAAUGGAAUCUUUUAUCACAGAAAGGCAUUCCAAAAAGACGGGAGAUUCUUCAUAAUAUUGAUCCACUGACUAAGGAACCAGUAGAAGCGGACAGAAAUACAAUUUUAAACGGAUUCGACGUAAGAAUAAAAGCAGGUAUACGGCACGGGACAUGGAAAUUGAUAACGGGAAAUCCCGGUAUAGGCGAUUGGAUACCGCCUCCUGAAUAUGACUUGAAGGCGAUUCCUUCGUCGACACGAGGCCUCGUUCAACUGUAUAAUAUCAGAAAAGAUCCUUCUGAAAAAAAGAAUUUGGCAUCACGCCACCCGGGUAUUGUGACUUGGCUUCUCAAAAGACUUGCACAAUACAACAGCACAUCAGUUCCAGUUGUGUUUCCAGAUUCCUCGACCUUGUCUAAUCCCAAAUUUCACUGUGGAUUCUGGGCGCCCUGGAUGGGCAAAAAAAUAAAGUUUCCUAAGAAAGUUUGUAGUAUUUCGAAGAUUAAAUGGCAACAAGUUGCGAAAUUUUCUCGUUUAUAACAUCGUGAUUUCAAUUCUUUUUCUGUGUGAUAAGAAACAUUAUUAUACCUUGGCUUAGCAUGUUUUCAUUAAUAUUAGGUAAUUUUUAUAAUAUAGAUUCAUUAGUUUCAUAUCGCCUAUUUUCUUAAAUGUUUUCUGUGCACCACUUGCUUGCACAGACUCAUAUUACCAGCAAGUAUGGAAUCGUUUUUGGUUUAUUUUGAAAAUCUGCCUGUUGUGAGUAUGGAGAAUAUUUCUAAUCAAGUUUUUGGUUGUUGUUGUUUUUCAAGUAUUUGAUUUAUUGAGUCUAUAUUUGCAAAUAUGUGGUUACAACAAGCAGUAAAUGCUUUGACAACUUACAUUCCCAGCUCUUUAUGUCCGGGUCUUCCUAAGACCAGAGCGAGACGACGACUACUCGCAAUACAAGAUCACUUGUGACAUG